This is a messenger RNA of Megalops cyprinoides (Indo-Pacific tarpon), 697 nucleotides long. RefSeq names its product somatostatin 1, tandem duplicate 1 (gene sst1.1). The coding region runs from base 68 to 409 and encodes 113 amino acids. The record is from RefSeq and is a predicted model, not a curated record. Gene Ontology annotation, molecular function: hormone activity. Lineage: Eukaryota; Metazoa; Chordata; Actinopteri; Elopiformes; Megalopidae. The transcript has 2 exons. Gene Ontology annotation, biological process: regulation of cell migration. Gene Ontology annotation, cellular component: extracellular region.
UCUACCCCGUUCCAUUUUAGCCAGUUGACUUCGCGUGUGCUCCGGUUUCGACAAGACUUCAAGAAAGAUGCUUUCCACGCGUGUUCAGUGCGCUCUUGCCCUCCUGUCUCUUGCACUGACACUCAGCAGUGUGUCUGCAGCGCCAUCAGACGUGAAACUCCGCCAGUUGCUCCAGAGAUCACUUCUUGCACCUGCAGGAAAACAGGAACUUGCCAGAUAUACCCUCGCGGAGCUACUGUCCGAGCUCGCCCAGGUUGAGAACGAAGCACUGGAGUCCGACGACCUGUCCCGUGCUGAGCAAGACGAAGUACACCUGGAGCUCGAGCGAGCUGCCGGCCCAGCGCUGGCUCCCCGGGAACGCAAGGCGGGAUGCAAGAAUUUCUUCUGGAAAACCUUCACGUCGUGUUGACUUGUGUCCGUGCAAAACCUGAACCACAUGUAUUUUUAAAAAUGCAUUUCAUUCUUUUUUCAAUCAUCGCUGACCAAGCUCAACUGACCGCCACUCUUGAAAAUAAAGUAUGUAAAUAACACAUGUAAACUGUGAUGAUGGUAACAUUGAUACUAGUUUCACAUAAGAAUAGUUCCAUUUAAUUUGUAAUAUCUAAUAAAGUUCCCCCCAUACCCCGAAAGAACUGUUCAUAACGAAGAAUGUACUUCGAAUGUAUGCAAUUCUGCUUUCGACUGUGGUAUAUGUAUU